Messenger RNA from Linum trigynum, 1945 nucleotides. The record is from the annotation of a GenBank genome assembly. Lineage: Eukaryota; Viridiplantae; Streptophyta; Magnoliopsida; Malpighiales; Linaceae.
AGUAUAUAUGAUGCUGGUAAGCGUUGGUUGGAGAGAUGCGAAAAAUGGAAUUCGAGAAAGGACCUGUUGUUCCACCAGAGAGGAGAGAUGCUUAUAGAGUUGCUUACAUAAUCCACUUCUUGCUUGGUGCAGGCAACUUGCUUCCAUGGAACGCAUUCAUCACUGCCAUCGACUACUUCGGCUCCCUAUACCCGAACAAACACAUCGAAAAGGUCUUCUCCGUGGCUUACAUGAGCUCUUCGGUGCUGGUUCUGGUGGUGAUCAUGAGCCAAGGUGGCUGGAGCAGCAGGAUGAGUUGCAGGCUGAGGAUGAACUUAGGGUUCUCCCUCUUUGUUCUCUCCAUGAUGGUUGCUCCAACUCUGGACUGGAGCAGCAGAAAUGGCUCGAUGCCCACGGGAGCCUAUAGCAUGACAGUUGCAUCGGUUGUGGUUUGUGGAUUUGCAGAUGGAUUGAUUGCUGGUAGCUUGAUAGGUUCGGCUGGGAAGCUUCCAAAGCAAUACAUGCAGGCAGUUUUCGCUGGGACAGCCUCUUCAGGGGUUCUUGUGUCCAUCCUGAGGAUCAUCACAAAGGCAAUGCUCCCCCAGACGCCUCAGGGUCUCCGAACGAGCGCACACUUCUACUUCAUUGUCAGCACUGUGAUCCUCCUCUGCUGCAUCUUCUUCUGUAACUUGCUGUACAAGUUACCAGUUAUGCAGCAGAACCACAACAAGCUUGAUGUUGUCGCUGAUGGUGAUGAUUCAAAGCCGAGAUUCUGGUCCGUGGCUAGGAAAAUCCAGUGGCCAGCUGUUGCAGUUCUGACAAUCUACCUCGUCACUCUCUCGAUCUUCCCAGGAUUCCUAGCAGAAGAUGUCAAGUCAAACCUGUUGAGUGACUGGUAUCCUGUUCUGCUGAUAACAGUAUACAAUGUGUCGGAUUUCAUAGGAAAGUCCGUGACAGCAAUAUAUGUUAUGAAGAGCAUCAAGAAGGCCACCUGGGGUUGUUUCCUGAGGCUGCUGUUCUAUCCACUCUUUGCAGCCUGCCUCCAUGGACCAACCAAGUGGCUGAGAUCAGAAGUUCCAGUUGUGGUCCUGACAUUCAUGCUCGGCGUGACAAAUGGGUAUCUGACAAGUGUCCUAAUGAUCCUCGCCCCGAAAUCGGUUCCAGGUUCCGAGGCUGAGCUGGCUGCAAUUGUGAUGAUUGUGUUUCUAGGGAUUGGAUUGGUCUCUGGAUCUGUUCUGGGAUGGUUCUGGAUCAUAUAAAAAUAGCUCCAUUUCCUAGAAGAAGUUCACGUGUACUGCUGCUUUGAUCUGUAGAAAAAAGUUAGAGAACCUAGACAGCAGCACAUUGUUUGUAAUCCUUUCUUAAUCAGCAGCAAUUAUGAUGAUCAUAACAUUAACGGUGCAUAUCAACAGCUACUAAUUAUCUUUCAUCAUCCAACUUUACUUAAUUAGCCAGCAAACAAAUGGGUUUUGCCCAUCCUGUGAAAAAAAGUGAGCCUAACUUCCUAUUCGGAGGCAUUCACGGUAAAGCCAUGUGCCACCAGAACAGAGGUGCAACAUGGAGCUCCAUAUUAAUCAACUUACCUGAACAAAGGACACAUCAAAUAAUUGAACCCUAUUUCCCUGUAUAGGCCAAAGGUAAAAGGGUACGAAGAAAAUUCCAAAAGAAGCAGCAGCCUGUGGAAGUGGGAUGGGUACACUGAACAUUAGGAGGUUUUGUCAACAGCAAUCACAUGUAUAUGUAUGGACCAUAAGAACCUGCUUUAAAAGCACUCCAAGAUAAGAAAAAGGAAUGGGCAAUCAAUACCAAUGUGUGAAAUCAUAGAGGAGAUUCAACCGGCUUAACAGCGAAACCAUAGAAAAGUUGCAGCAAGAGUAUCGUAAUUCGGAUAAAAUGUAUCAAUUUGAUCUGCGGUACCUGAUCUAACUAGCAUGAAUACGCUAUACAAUACAGUAUGACAGACACU